AUGAUCGCUAAUUCUGUUCGUGUAUUUCCUCAGGAGGAUACACCUGCUCUUAUACUGCCUCAAGAGAAUAUUCCUGCUCUUGUACUGCAUCAAGAGAAUACUCCUGCUGUUGUAUUUCCUCAGGGGAGUACGUCUACUCAUAUACUUUAUCCCACACGAUUCUAUAUUCUCGGUAUAUUUUCCUUUCUUGCUUUUAAUCAAUGUGCAUUUUGGUUGACAUUCUCCCCUGUCUCACCAAGCACUCAAAUUUACUAUAAUAUUCCAUCAUCUACCGUCGAUCUCCUUCUCAAUUGGGGACCUAUCAUAUUUAUUCCAACUCUUCCACUGGUCUAUCUCCUUCUUAAUAAACGAAAUGGACUUCGACGGGCUGUCAUUGUCUUAGCUAUCGCUGGCUUAGUAUCCACUGCCCUGCGUGUUAUACCUUCGAUUGUAACAUCUCCAUCAAGUCCUCGCUUCAAAAAUAUUUCUCUUCCAUUUCUUCAUGCUGGUCAAAUUAUUAAUGCUGCUUGUGGACCUUUAGUAAUGGCACCUGUUUCUCAAUUAUCAUGUCUCUGGUUUGGUCCCGGGGAAAGAACACGAGCUACUACAUUAGCUAUUAUGGCAAACGUUUUUGGUUCAACUGUUAGCUUUCUCGUCAAUCCUGCAAUCGUCUCUCGUCCUUCAAAUCUGCCCUAUCUACUUUAUUUUCAUCUAGCUUUGGCAUUCGUAGGUGCAGUUAUUACACUAAUCUACUUUCCUGCUCAACCACCCACUCCUCCGUCAGUUGCAGCUGAAUUGCUUAUGCAAGAGGGUAAUCAAAGUUCAAAUUCCGGAUUUAAAGACUUCAUGAAAGGUCUUCGAACAUGUAUGUCAAAUUUAUCAUUUGUUUUACUUUCAACAGCUGGAGGUAUCAUGAAUGGAACCUUCGCAGUGUGGGCUGGAUUAUUUUCUUCAAUUCUCUAUCCUGAAUAUACUGAAACGCAAGCUGCUCUUAUUGGUUAA
Messenger RNA from Adineta steineri, 981 nucleotides. The record is from the annotation of a GenBank genome assembly. Lineage: Eukaryota; Metazoa; Rotifera; Eurotatoria; Adinetida; Adinetidae.